Encephalitozoon romaleae SJ-2008 is the source of this 855-nucleotide messenger RNA. RefSeq lists its product as hypothetical. Lineage: Eukaryota; Fungi; Microsporidia; Unikaryonidae. The record is from RefSeq and is a predicted model, not a curated record. The transcript has a single exon. The coding region runs from base 1 to 855 and encodes 284 amino acids. Gene Ontology annotation, molecular function: protein binding.
AUGGUCAGCUUUGACUCCACUGUAUUGGUAGAGACAGAUGCAAAGAGGGACUUCAAGCUUCCUCAUACUCGGCAGAUGAUUCUCAUAGAGACGGUAUUUGCUAUCCAGAGUUCACCGUUUCCUAAGUAUCUCUAUGUUUAUGACAAGGGGUUUACAGUCUAUCAGCUUGCCCCAUUUAAGCCUAUAAAAACCUUCGGAUAUAGUGGAGAAGUGAUAGAUGUUGGCAUCAUAAAGGGGAAAAUGGCUAUUCUUUCCAAAGACUCCAUAAUCGUCUAUAAUAGAGAUGAAGAUUAUGUUGUUACUGGAAAGUUCGAUGGGAGACUGUCUGAAGUAGAUGGGAAGCUUGGGCUUCAGGAAAGGGCAAAAUUGACACUGUAUUCGUUGGAUUCUCUGAAUGUUGAGAGUGUGUACAAGGCAAAUGCACAUUACUCGGUAAGAGAUGUAUUAGUAACAUCUUUCGACAACACGGUUUCUCUCUAUUGCAAAGGUAAAAAGUUAAUAGAGAUUUCCAUGCCUGAGAGAAUAUGCAGGGUGUGCACCGAUCCACUUUUGACAAACAUAUAUUGUGGAAGCAGCGAUGGAACCAUAUUCUGUUGUAACACGAGUUACAUGGAACCAGUCACCAUGAGGUAUCAUAAAAGUAAGAUUGUAGGACUGGAUAUAAGCUUCUGUGGAAGACACUUGUAUUCUGCAGAUAUGGAAGGAGUUGUAUGCAUAUGGGAUAUAAAGUUUAACGUGGUGGUUGGAAAGGUGUCCAUGGAGACUGCAAUAAGAGGAAUAAAGGUUGCAUAUGUUUCUGAGUGGAAAGGAGAGCUUGAUGCAAUGGAAAGUGAGCUGGUAGAGAUAAGAAAAUGA